UAUGAUGAGAUGGAAGUAACGCAAUUGUUAACAAAUAUGUUUGAGCGACAUAAAGGACGUAUCCUAGUGAUUACGGGUGCUGGGAUUUCCACGGAUUCGGGUAUUCCAGAUUACAGAGGUGAUCAGGUAAGAAGCGAACACGAACACGAACAAGAAAAGGAAUCAGUACAUAUUAAAAUUAAUGACUAGGGAACGUAUGUUCGUAAUCCUAAUCAUCGACCUAUAUUAUAUCACGAAUUAGCGUCAUCGCAUAAUUAUCGACAACGAUACUGGUCACGAAGUUAUUUAGGGUGGCCUCGAAUGGCGAAUGCCUUACCCAACGAUACCCAUCACGUAUUAAAAUCAUUGUUAAUGAACGGCCAUAUUCAAAAUAUCAUUACACAAAACGUGGAUAACCUACAUGUCAAAGCAUUGACACCCACCGACCGAUUACUAGAGUUACAUGGCACACUUCAAAAGGUGGAAUGCAUGGCGUGUGGAAAAACGGAUGUAGAUAGAAACCAGUAUCAAAACCGUAUUCACGCCCGUAAUCCCAGCUGGGGAGAAUUGAUUGGUAAGGGUAAAAUAAAUCCAGAUGGUGAUGUAGAAUUACCUAGUGGUGUGUCCUACGAUGAUUUUGAUAUACCACCUUGUUUGUCCUGCGGUAGUUUAAAGAUGAAGCCCAACGUUGUUUUCUUUGGUGAAAAUAUUAAAAAAUCCACUACCAAAAGAGCUGAAGCGUAUGUGGAUGAUGCUACUGCUGUGCUUGUCCUGGGUACUUCUUUGGCUACUUAUUCCUCCUACAAAUUAAUUAGACAAGCCCAAUUGUCCAACAAGGAAAUUGGCAUCAUCACAAAGGGGCCCACAAGAGCUGAUAAUUUGAUGGAUUGGAAAGGUGAAGUUGGAUGCACGCCUGUUUUAAAAUCGUUGUUUAAUUUAAUCGGUCGUUAAGAAAAGAGUAAAAAAUAAAAGGUCCAGCAUGACCGAUUCUAUUUAAUUAUAUUAUAAUAUAGACAUGUCAAGAGCUAUGG
This is a messenger RNA of Mucor mucedo, 1010 nucleotides long. Its product is annotated as DHS-like NAD/FAD-binding domain-containing protein. The record is from RefSeq and is a predicted model, not a curated record. Gene Ontology annotation, molecular function: NAD+ binding. NCBI's taxonomy places the organism in Eukaryota, Fungi, Mucoromycota, Mucoromycetes, Mucorales, Mucoraceae. The transcript is spliced from 3 exons. The coding region runs from base 301 to 930 and encodes 209 amino acids.